UAUUCAUCUGCGGGAGGUUUUAGAUGAAUAUAGGACCAGUCUCAGGAAGAGGUAUGAACAUGUGACUGAGGGAGUAGACAAGUCAAGAGGUAGUUCCCUCAACAAGAUCUACACCGAUCUCUACAUAACAGAGGGACAGGAUGAAGAGGUCAAUAACCAACAUGAGGUGAUGCAGCUGGAGACAUCAGUCAAGAUCAUUCUGGAUAAACCAAUCAGGUGCCACGAAAUUUUUAAACCUAAUCAUAAUGAAGUCAUGAGACUGGUUCUUACAAAUGGCGUCGCCGGUGUUGGAAAAACAUUCUUAGUGAAAAAGUUCGCUCUGGACUGGGUAGACGGCUUGGAGAACCAAGAUAUCAGUGUGGUGGUUCUGCUUUCAUUCAGGGAGCUGAAUGUAAUCAGGGAUGAGCAGCACAGUCUUCUCUCAUUGCUCCUUACUUUCUAUCCAAAACUUGAGAAGUUCCCAGCAGAGAAGCUGUCUGUCUGUAGGAUUCUGCUCAUCUUUGAUGGCCUGGAUGAAAGCAGAUUUUCACUGGAUUUCAGUAACAGUCAGCUCCUUACUGAUGUCACUCAGAAGUCAACAGUCAAUGUGCUGUUGGUCAACCUCAUCAAGGGGAACCUGCUUCCCUCGGCUACUAUCUGGAUAAUUUCCAGACCUGCAGCAGCCAAUCAGAUACAUCCUUCAUGUGUUGACAGAGUAACAGAAGUACGAGGAUUUGCUGAUGCGAAGAAGAAGGAGUACUUCUGGAAGAGGUUCAGCGAUGAAGAGCUUUCCAGCAGAAUCAUCUCACACAUCUGGACAUCAAGAUCCCUUCAAAUCAUGUGUGGGAUCCCAGUUUUUUGCUGGAUCACUGCUACUGUUCUAGAGCACAUGCUGAACACUGAGAAGGGACAAGAGCUGCCCAAGACCAUGACUGACAUGUAUUCACACUUCAUGCUGGUUGAGACUGAGGUGAGGACGAAAAAGUAUCAUGAAGGACAUGAGAGGAGUCAACAGAAGCCUAUGGAGACAUACGGGGAAGUUCUUCUGAUGCUGGGAAGGUUGGCAUUUGAACAGCUAGAGAAAGGAAACAUAAUUUUCUAUGAAGAAGACGUGGAGGCAUGUGGUCUUGAUGUCAAAGAGGCCUCGGUGUACGCAGGAGUUUGUACCGAAAUCUUCAAAAAGCAGAGUGUCAUUUCCCAGAAGCAAGUCUACUGCUUUGUUCACCUGAGUGUUCAGGAGUAUCUGGCUGCAGUCUACAUAAUCGACUGUUUCACCAACAGGAACACACAGGUCUUGAAGAACUUUUUGACUGAACACAAUGGUGACUCACCACUGGAAGACUUCCUCAAGAAUCCAGAGACUCCUAAGGAGCCUACUGGGUUACACAGAAAGCAGUACAGAAACCAUCCAUAG
Messenger RNA from Fundulus heteroclitus (mummichog), 1393 nucleotides. RefSeq names its product NLR family CARD domain-containing protein 3-like. The coding region runs from base 170 to 1393 and encodes 407 amino acids. The transcript is spliced from 2 exons. The record is from RefSeq and is a predicted model, not a curated record. Lineage: Eukaryota; Metazoa; Chordata; Actinopteri; Cyprinodontiformes; Fundulidae.